Paramuricea clavata is the source of this 4932-nucleotide messenger RNA. The record is from the annotation of a GenBank genome assembly. Lineage: Eukaryota; Metazoa; Cnidaria; Anthozoa; Malacalcyonacea; Plexauridae.
CAGAAACGUUGCUUGGAAACAUCCAGGGACUACUUAAAGUAACCAGUGAUAAUGUACGAAUGGUGGAACGACAGAUGCUGGUUGACAGAGGUAUCGUACCACAGUUGUUCUCAAUUGUACGCCGUACUAUAGUUGUUCAAACUGCUGUAUGUUACAUCAUUUUUACGCCAACAGUUCGUGUGGGUGUUUAACGUGUUUUAUGUGAAUUCAGGGGCGUAAAUUCUGGGGGGUUGAGGGCGUGACACCCCCUAAUGUAGGGCAAAUUUACCAAAUACUCAAUAAUUUGUUGGGCAAAAAUACCUUCAGUAAGAAAAUAAAAACCUAAACGUCCAGUUUGAGCAAUUUAAAACAAAAUUGCUAAUCUGAUAUACCUCGUUCUCUCAUCAGAGUUCUGUAAUAUCUUCCCCCAAAGUGCAUGAAAUGGCGUUUCAGAGACUCUAAAUUUCAAAAUUUUCUGGGGGAGCAUGCCUCAACACCUCGUAUCAUUGAAAACGUAUCCUCAUCCCCUAAUGUUUAGACCCAAGUUACGCCCCUGUGUGAAUUCACUGACCAUUGCUUCUUAAGUGUUGUUUAAAAGAAGCACUUUGUUUGUAAAGUAUAUAAAAAAUAAGGUUUGUAAUGUAUAUGCCAUUGUCGGCUGCCAGUGUUACUAUAAAUGAACGAGCAACGUAUAGAAAUUUGAAAUGUGAAUUGAAAGGGGUCCAUGGAUUUGCUACGUUGCAAUUUUCAGAACUUCCGGAUUUUUUUCAUUUUAGAUUAACUUGAAUAUUGACUUUCCAAUUCCUAAUCUCAAUUACUUCGAAUAACAUUAUUCAUGGACUAUACAUAUCUUAAUUUUAAUUAAAAGAUGAACUAUAAUUGGAAAACUGAAUAGUGGCCUAUCAACAAACUUAUUAUGCUGUAAUACAGUCUGUAUACAGGCUAGCUGAAUAGCAGAGCUUACAAAUUAAUAUAAACUUUAGUUAAUGGGUUGAAUAAAUUUAUAUUUCAAACAAGAUGCUCUAUUGAGCGUUAGUCGCUGGGGCUAUUGCAUAUCAAUUAAGCUGUGAUUGAGAUUAAGGUUGCUGCCUUUUGUUUGUUUAUGUCUUUAUAUGAAAUUGUUUUUGUCAAAAAUGGGACUCAAAGAUAUAUCGAAGACAAAGUUCAUCAAAUUAGGCAAACAUACAGAUGUUUUCAAAAGAUCUUCCGCCAUGCAUCAUAAAGAAAUCGGGGGGGGGGGGGAAGUUUUAAAAAUUUUAAGAAAAAAUUCCUAGUCUGCAUACACGAAAAUUCUGACCCCGACUUCGUUUCACUUCAUACGCACGUAACGCUUUAGACGAAUACGACGGCAAGCUUCGCUAAAGGUGGCUGCCUACACUUUUUUGAAAAUGGACGAUUUUCUGAUGUGGACAUGAAUUUCUGGACAACAAUUAUUUGUUGAAAAACAAGGAGUAUCUGACUUGAAUAAAACAAUAACUAAGGAGUUCGGAGUUUUUAAAAAUUUACUCCUAACAGCCAUAUUGCUAAUGGCAACAAUAACGUUUCAAUGUCCAUGGCGGAUAUAACUCGAAUUAAAAUAAGGUCGGUGACCCAAUUUUUAACAUAGCAUAUAGCAAAUGUUAACUUAUCCACAUCGCCUGGUAUUAAUUUGAUCUUUUCUUCUAUGAAGCAAAACAGCUUCUCUGGUAUUCGUUAGUCUUCGAAUUCAGUCAACGUAGAUCCAAUUCACAAAAAUUAUAUAUUUUAUUAUUUGUUUUAAAACUGCACCGCUCCUUAACUUCAGCGUUAGAUCUUCGCAUAAUAAAUAAGGUUUGCCGUCAGCUAUAUUUUGCGCUCAUCGCCAUUUGGCGAUUUGUAACCACCCAUAAUUCAAGAUCCAGCAUUAGAGAAAGGCGAAACCUAUAGUCGCCUGGGCCUGCAGGCCCCAGCGACUAAUAAGGACUUUGUUAUCCUAAACACUCUGUAUAACUAUAAGUAUAAAUAGAUAGGAGUUGGUAAUGGUGACUGGAUUUUAUCUAAUCCUGCAGAUGAAUUUGCGAAGGAAUUCCAAAAAGAAUACGAAGCUCGAGUAAAAGCGACAAAGAUGAUCACAGAUUUACAGAAAGAUAAGAGUAAGCAGACUAUCUAUUUGACCCAUUUAGUCUAGUUUAUGAUCUAUCCCCCAAAAGUUAAUCUAAAUUCAAAUAACUGCAUUGGAAAGAUGUAUGAAGUAAAUCAAUCUAAUAAAUUGUACAAUAAAAUCAUAACUUCAUGCUUUCAAUUAGGAAACACCUGUUUUGACAAUGUAGCGUUAACAUGAUUAAAAAAAACAUUUUUCCCACAUAGGUAUCUUACAGAGAAAGAUACGCAGAUUAAAGAAAACAACUCGCAGGCUCAAUAAUCAUUAUCAAGGUAUGUUUUAAAAAGCAACGUAUAUGCCUGCAUGCUAAAAAACAACUGGGUUGGUUCACUGUCGGUUGUGAUGCGCUGGAAGAGAUUUGUGCAACUCUACUGUUUAUAAACAUCUCAAUGUGUGAGAAACGACCCCUUCAUACAGCAACGAAUUUGAAAGACAAUUCUAAUUGUACCCUAUUUAAUAGUAAUACUAUAUAUAAUAACUUAACACCACCCCCACCAUCCGGUGACAUAAUUUAUUUGAGGAUAUUGGCAUAUCCUGUUUUCAGCUGCUGAACAACGAUGCUUGUCGUUAAACCGAGAAUUGCAGGAGUCUUCAUAUGCUUCCUUAAGGGAACAAAACGGUAUGUGUCUUUGAAAUAAUGUCGGAGAUGGUGUCGGUAUUAAUUUCACGUGUGACCUGAAAAGACUGCAUGUGGCACGACGUGCGAUGAAAAUGCAUGGACCGAUUUAAUUUGCUGUGUCCAAAGUUCGGACAGAGAAGACGUCGGAUAUUCUUCAAAAUUAAUUAACUCACACUCAUGACCCAUCUUUACCCUCUGACUAAAUUAUGGGACAUCACUAUUGCUAGUAAUAAGAUGUCAUUCUAAAGCAUUCAAUAUGCAAAUGUUUUUAUCUCAUCUUUAUAAUUAUUAUAUAUUAUAAAACACAUCUUUUUUAAAUUUGAUUCUUAACACAGAGGUGUUGCAAAGUGAGCUGGAAAAGGAGAGGCUUGCAAGGAUAGAUGCCGAGAAGAAACUGGAAGGUAGCAUUCUUUUCUCGAAAUAUUGUAUCACAUAUCAAGGCAUAUGCCACAUAUCAACAGUGCUGUCAAGUAACAAAGUAAAUGUACUUCGUUACUGUACUUGAGUACUAUUUUUGAGAAGUCAGCAUGCAACAAAGUAAACUUUUUCUGGAGUACUUGUACUUGGAACGAAGUCGUUUUAAGAAGUAACGUUUUACUUUGUUGUUUUCAUUUUGUGGCAAUGUUUUUCGUUACUUUCUAACUUUUGCUUAAUUUUACGUAUUUAUUCCUGAUUUAUUUUAAUUUUGGGAUAGGUAAUAGGACCUCUACAUGUGUCUGGAAUCUCUCGUUUGUGGCUUACUUAAGCAUUAUUUAUUUAGUGGAUUUCUUAUAUCUUCAACGAGGUCUGGAAAGUAGGCCAUGCCGUGAAAUAUUGUAUAUUAGGUGCACGCAUAUAAUGCUUGUGCUGUUUUGUGUCUUUUGUAUGUCAAUCCAUUGGAAAAGUCCCCCCUCCCUACUAGGGAGGGGGGACUUUUCCAAGUCCCUACACACCACAGACAAUAGUACUUUUACGUUUUACUUCAAGUAUUUUUUAAGGAUAUUUUGUACUUUUUACUUAAGUACGUUUUGUCUCUGGUACUUUUUACUCUUACUCAAAUCGUUUUACAAAUUCAAAGUAAUUUAGGCACCACUGCAUAUCGCAGUGUCCAAGAGUGGAGUAUAAUACGUAACCCUUAUAUAUUUUCUUUCAUUUAGAAGCACGUGGUGGCAUACAAAAUUUCGUUCACAAUUUCUUCGAGAAUCCGGAACAAAAUGGUGCAGUGAUGGUUCCUGUGUAGAUAUUUUGGGUGGAUAGCAACAUAACUGCACUUCUAAAGAACUAUGACGGGAGAUGUCAGAUAAUGAUUUCCAAGUCAUAUCGGAAUUCUUUUCUGCUAACAAGUCACUCAUAUAGAAAGGAGUAUAUGUCUGCAGCCUUGCCGUAACACUUCAGAUUUCGUUACAGUUAUCAAAGAAGUUGUUUCUCAAACGGUUUUAAUUGGAAUGAGUCGUAGUUUCAGUUUAUAGAGCGCGAACUUUUACUAUAUAGAACUAAAAAUGGCAUUUUGUUACACGUUACCAGCCCUAGGAAUUCUUCUUACAAUUUCUGUUGCACACGCACUACUAUUUACGGCCUAUGAUGCAUGUAACAAUCAGUGAGCUCCAUCUAUAUCUGGACGGUAAAGGUCCAGACACACUUGACGCGAUUCGACAACGCGACGAGAUUUUCGAUUUUCACUGACCGAUAACUUUGAUCCUAGUUUGAAUUUUCCAAAUGUUUAGAAGCGCCGUAACAUUUUGAGUUAUUUGGUGUACAUAUCUUUCAAAAUUUUCUCUCAUUGGCUGUUUUAUUAACUUUCAAAAACUAAAAAAUCGCGUCGCGUUGUCGAAUCGCGUCCGGUGUGUCUGGACCUUAAGAACUCGCGUCAACAAAAUGAAGCCAAAGAUGGUGGAAAUUGGCGUAGUGCCAGUCCCUAUCUAUUGAUUUUCUCUGCGCGGUUGCAUACUCCAGAUAUAUAUAGCUCACUGGUAACAAUAUUGUCGUGCUGAAACAAAUUGUUGAGAUAUUUUGACAUGUAUAGUUACCAACUGGCUUUGUAACAUGUGCUGCUUGUUGCGAAUAAUACUAGUAUGGCGUCAUUUGCAAUGGUGCAGAAGUAUAUGUAAUGUAAAGUUUUCGAUUGGAACAUUUUUCAAACUAUUGGGACUAUCAAGAUUGUAUAUAGAUUAACUAUAAUAUAUAUCUUUGUACAAUUCUAGUUUUAUAUUCAAAUAUAUAAUUUAUGUUGUUUUUU